Molecule: messenger RNA, 423 nt
Organism: Solanum dulcamara
Lineage: Eukaryota; Viridiplantae; Streptophyta; Magnoliopsida; Solanales; Solanaceae
Product: histone H2A.6-like
Exons: 2
Coding region: 1-423 (140 amino acids)
Cellular component (GO): nucleosome
Molecular function (GO): structural constituent of chromatin; protein heterodimerization activity; DNA binding
Source: RefSeq, a predicted model, not a curated record
AUGGUUGGUAAAGGAAAAACCCUUCCUUCGACUGCUUCAAAAAAAUCUGGUUCCCGUAGCAACAAAGCCGGUCUCCAAUUCCCUGUUGGUCGUAUCGCCCGGUUCCUCAAAAGGGGAAAGUAUGCCAAGCGUGUUGGUACCGGAGCUCCGGUAUUCCUUGCUGCGGUCCUUGAGUACCUUGCAGCUGAGGUUCUUGAAUUGGCUGGAAACGCUGCGAGGGAUAACAAGAAGACACGGAUCAUUCCAAGGCACAUUCAGUUGGCCGUAAGGAGUGAUGAUGAACUGAGCAAAUUGCUUGGAGAUGUGACGAUUGCGAAUGGUGGUGUUAUGCCAAACAUUCACAACAUUCUGCUGCCUAACAAGAAGAGUAGCUCCUCAAAGCAGGCCGCCGCUGCCAUUGAGGAAGAGGAGGAGGAGGAUUAG